GGUGACUUGAAACGUGUUCAAGGUCGUACGCUGAACAUCCUUGUUGACUUCGUGUUUCAACGGCACAAGUUUUAAUGAAUUCAGUUUGAUGCCUCCACUCCGAUGACUUAUGCCCCUAUACGUAUCUGAUAUUAACCACCAAACUGUUAUUUGUUAUUUAAAGAUUGUUCCUACCGAAUUUCACACGUUUUAGGGGUAAUUUGUCUUUUCCAUUCAUGAAUUGAUCCACUUGUCUCCAAUAUUUUAUGUGAUUUGUGCAUCCACUUCUCUCUGAUAAGUAAUAUAUCUAUUCCGAGAUGCCGAUUGGUAGUUGCCGAUUCGAUGUGUGACGAUAUCGUCACCGUUGCAAUCAUUGGAAACUUCGGAAUUACUUAGCUUUUUGGUGUUUCGGUUUGGGUAAUAAUUUCUCAUAUGUUAUUAUGCUAAGUGCAGCUGUGGAUAUUAUACAAAAAAAAGAUUCACAGAUCGAAUUCACUACGAACGUCAGUACAUAUCACAUAAACUGUACAAAGAUUGGGACGGGAAGUGUCCUGUUGGCAGAUAUACUUCCGAGUAUGAUUUUCAAGUUUAUUUCUCCAAUAUUCAUACAAAAACUUCAUUUCCACUUUAAAAUUUUAUGCGCUGUCCUACUGGCGAUUAAUAGUUUUCUGAUGGUUUCAUUUUCUCAGUCUUUCUCUACGAGUCUUUUUGGGAUUGUGUCGGCAAGUUUAUCUUCAGGAAUCGGAGAUGUUACUUUCUUAAGCAUGGUAGCUUUCUUUAACAAAUCUUGUAUUUCGGCUUGGGCAUGUGGAACUGGUGCAGCCGGUCUGAUUGGUUCACUUUAUUAUGUUAGUUUGACAUCAAUAACUACACCGGAAAUUACAUUAUGUAUUGUCAUUGUGGUUCCAUGUACUACAUUGUUAGUGUAUUUCUUCGUUCUAGACAGACCUCAUCAUGAAAAAUUUCGACUGUGUUUCAACCCUAUCGUUUCAUCGGACAAUUCCACGAUGUCAACAGAGAGGAUAAAUGCAUUGGUAACCAGUGAAGAGCCAGAGCACACUGAGAUUGUUGAUGACAAUGAUGUAAUAACUGAUUCCGAUGGGUAUAUUCAACUGAGAAAUGAAGAUGAUAUGGUUUAUCAUGACAAUUCACAAGUUUCCAACUAUUCAUCUCUACCUGUUCUACAUCAACAACAGCCUACAUGGAAAAUAAAACUACAGCUGUUGAAGGGAAUGAUUAGUUCAUUAUUUUGUCUAGUUUCAGUUUAUUUCUUCGAAUAUUUAAUUAAUCAGUCAUUGUUUGAAUUACUUUACUUUCAAAAUACACGUUUAACUGCUCCAGAACAAUAUAGAUGGUAUCAAGUACUUUAUCAAAUUGGUGUAUUUUUAUCAAGGUCGUCAGUCAGUUUUAUUCAAUUUAAGACUACUUGGAUUAUGUCAUUGCUACAAGCUAUGAAUUUUGUAAUUUGUUUAUUACAAGUGAUCUAUUCUUAUAUACCAUAUAUAUGGAUAAUGUUCAUUGUGAUAUUUUAUGAAGGAUGCCUGGGUGGUUUAACUUAUGUUAACACAUUUUAUAAUAUUCUUCAAGAAACUUCUCCGAUCUAUCGUGAAUCUGCAAUGGCAAUGGCAACUGUAUCUGAUUCAAUUGGCGUAGCUGGAGCUGGAUUCCUAUCCAUAUAUUUACAUAAUUGGUUAUAUAUUGGUACAAGGAGGCAGCAAAUACAUAUGCGCCACACAAAUCUCAUUUAAUAUGUGUGAGAGCUGUGAUACUGCCUGGGUGCCCAAACCGAAGCAGGUGGUUUUCUUGGGGGCCACAUCUGGAGACUUCGACCUACAGGUCUGAUCCAUAAGGCAGUGGAGCAACUACAAGAGAUGCAGUCCCAUGGUAGCCGGUGACCAAUAGUUGGUUUAUACGCCAUUUGUUCCCUCAGAGUACUGGAGCCCAUGUGCAUCAUUGGUUUGGAACCAGAGUUUUCCAACUCCCCUACGUGGACUCUCCAUGUUCACCAACCCGGUCAAAGCGCCGUACACUCGUCUUCUCAAUUUCGUAAACAACAGAAAUGCCACGAGAAGGCAGUGAGUAGGACUUCCCUGGCAGAGGCUAUAUACGCGUGGUCAUUUGACAGUAUUUCGACAGGGAGAGCGGACUCUCCCUACUCUCGACCGUACCAGGGCAUCAUAAUCCUUAUUCUUCAAAUGGUUUAUAAUCCUCAUUUGCUCCUAGUUGUUAGGCGGACACUGUCGGAUCACUUUAACAUUGCUCAAAUAUUGUCUAUAAAUUAUCGUCUCAUCAUCUAUGAAUCAAUAUAAAGCAUUCAGUAAAUCCUUAUUUAUUUUAAUUCAUUUUAUCCUUAAAUUAUUACUUUAUGAUUCUCAUUUGUAAAUAAUUUAACUAUAUUAACAUCUGUAUAUAAAGUGGUUUAUUGAAUUCAAUGAAUGAAUUCCAGAUAACAUGAACAUAUGUGUCCUGAAUUUCGACAAUCAACACUAUUAUUAUGUAAUCAUUAUAUUAUAUCAUUUUAACUGAUAUUCGUUAUCCAAGUUAAACAAAUCAACAACAGACAAUGUAGUUAAGAUACAUAGUGUCAUGAUUGC
This is a messenger RNA of Schistosoma mattheei, 2573 nucleotides long. The record is from the annotation of a GenBank genome assembly. Lineage: Eukaryota; Metazoa; Platyhelminthes; Trematoda; Strigeidida; Schistosomatidae.